AUGGAUAGGAUUACUGAGCGAAUACACAUUACUUGGAAGGCUCCUGAUGAAGGAUGGAUAAAAAUAAAUUCUGGGACUUCAAGAGAUGCUGCCGCCGUCGCUUCAUUCUCCGGCAACUCUCCGUCGGCGGUGACAAUUGCUGAAACCAUUACCAUACAUACCAUGCAGGAGACGCUCCUCACUCUCUCACACCAAGACAUUCACAUUAACCCCAACGCAGCAAAGAAGAAAAAAUCCCAACAACAAUCUAAGCUAGGUACCGACCACCUCGUGGUCCCGUCUCCGUGUCUGGCGGCCGGCGGAAGGACCAGAACGCGGCGAGUCAGUCCCGCCGUCUCUCCUCCCUCCUCCGGCGCCGGCGACCUCACCUCCUCCGCCGCCGAGAAAGCACUCCCGAACGGCGACAUCUACACCGGAACCCUGUCGGGAAACGCGCCGCACGGCACCGGAAAAUACCUGUGGUCCGAUGGGUGCAUGUACGAAGGAGAGUGGAGGAAAGGGAAGGCGUGUGGAAAAGGGAGGUUCUCGUGGCCCUCCGGAGCCACCUACGAGGGGGAGUUCAAGUCGGGUCGGAUGGACGGGUCCGGGUCAUUCAUCGGAGUCGACGGCGACACGUACCGAGGGUCGUGGGUCGCUGAUCGGAAGCAUGGGUUCGGGGAGAAGUGUUACGCUAAUGGGGACGUGUAUGAGGGAUGGUGGAGGUGCAACUUGCAGGACGGUGAAGGAAGGUACGUGUGGAAGAAUGGGAAUGAGUACGUUGGGGAGUGGAAGAAUGGUGCUAUUUCAGGGAAAGGGGUUUUGGUUUGGGCAAAUGGGAACCGUUAUGAAGGUUAUUGGGAGAAUGGGGUGCCAAUGGGGAAGGGAAUGUUCACUUGGGGUGAUGGAAGCAAGUGUGCUGGGAAUUGGGGGAAUGAGGAGGAGAAGGAGAAGGAGAAGGAAUAUCAGAUUAUGAUGAUGGGGCCAAGGAAGAGAUCUUCUGUGGAUGGUUCUAAGAGUGUGAGUUUUCCCAGGAUUUGCAUUUGGGAACUGGAUGGAGAAGCUGGGGAUAUUACCUGUGACAUUGUUGACAAUGUUGAGGCUUCUAUGUUUUACAGGGAUGGUAGUGAAUCGGAAAAUGGUGGUGAAGGUGGUUGUGGGGUGUUGCAUAAUAAGAGUCCCUGUUUGUCUGUUGAUGGUGAGGUCAAGAAGCCUGGUCAAACUGUGUUCAAGGGCCAUAAGAACUACGAUCUCAUGAUUAGUCUUCAACUGGGUAUCAGAUACACUGUUGGGAAGUAUGCUUCGAUUGUGCGAGAGCUUGGGCCGGGUGAUUUCGAUCCUAAGGAGAAGUUCUGGACAAGAUUCCCACCGGAAGGGUCUAAGUUUACACCUCCGCAUCAGUCAGUGGACUUCAGGUGGAAAGACUAUUGUCCCAUGGUGUUCAGACAUCUAAGGGAAUUAUUUGCCAUAGAUCCCGCGAAUUACAUGCUUGCUAUUUGUGGAAGUGAUACACUUAGAGAGAUGUCUUCUCCUGGCAAGAGUGGAAGCAUCUUUUACCUCACUCACGAUGACCGGUUCAUAAUCAAGACGGUGAAGAAGUCUGAAGUCAAGGUGCUUAUCAGGAUGCUUCAAAGUUACUUCCAACAUGUUAGUCAGUACAAGAACUCCUUGGUAACAGCAUUCCUGGGCGUUCAUUGUGUCAAACCUGUUGGAGGGCAAAAGAUCAGGUUCAUUGUAAUGGGCAAUGUAUUUUGUUCGGAGUAUCGGAUCCAUAAGAGGUUUGACCUCAAAGGUUCUUCUCAUGGUCGAACAACAGAUAAACCCCGGGAAGAGAUUGAUGAGACUACCACUCUCAAAGACCUUGAUCUUAAUUUUGCCUUCCGCCUGGAACAUUCUUGGUUUCAAGAGCUUAAAUGGCAACUUGAUAGAGACUGUGAGUUCCUGGAAGCAGAGGGAAUUAUGGAUUACAGUCUUCUUAUCGGCCUUCAUUUUCGUGAUGAUUACUCAUUUGAUGAAAUAAAACGUUCACCAUGUGAUUUGCAUUCAGAUUUACCAGGCGAGAGAGACAUGCAUAAUGAUGAGAUGCACACGUGCCGGGGACCUCUAAUCCGGCUUGGAAUGAACAUGCCUGCCAGAGCUGAGAGAGUGUGUAAGGCUGGUUUGGAUCAGCAGAUGGGUAGUGGAAGUAGCAACUCUACACCUUCAGAGAAUAGUGGUGAGAUCUCUGAUGUAAUCCUCUACUUUGGUAUCAUUGACAUUCUCCAAGACUACGAUAUUAGCAAAAAGCUAGAACAUGCAUACAAGUCACUGCAAGUGGAUCCCUCAUCCAUCUCAGCCGUUGAUCCCAAACUAUACUCCAAAAGGUUUAGGGAUUUCAUACAGAGAAUCUUUGUGGUGGACAAAUGAUAUUGCUUGGAGACACAAGACUAUUGGAAGUGAACCGGGACCAAC
Molecule: messenger RNA, 2427 nt
Organism: Gastrolobium bilobum
Lineage: Eukaryota; Viridiplantae; Streptophyta; Magnoliopsida; Fabales; Fabaceae
Product: phosphatidylinositol 4-phosphate 5-kinase 1-like
Exons: 9
Coding region: 1-2382 (793 amino acids)
Biological process (GO): phosphatidylinositol metabolic process
Molecular function (GO): 1-phosphatidylinositol-4-phosphate 5-kinase activity; ATP binding
Source: RefSeq, a predicted model, not a curated record